Etheostoma cragini (Arkansas darter) is the source of this 1878-nucleotide messenger RNA. RefSeq names its product trafficking protein particle complex 6b-like (gene trappc6bl). The transcript is spliced from 7 exons. The coding region runs from base 257 to 748 and encodes 163 amino acids. Gene Ontology annotation, biological process: regulation of GTPase activity; endoplasmic reticulum to Golgi vesicle-mediated transport. The record is from RefSeq and is a predicted model, not a curated record. Lineage: Eukaryota; Metazoa; Chordata; Actinopteri; Perciformes; Percidae. Gene Ontology annotation, cellular component: trans-Golgi network; cis-Golgi network; TRAPP complex.
ACAAAGCCACCACAAUCAACAUGUUUAUUGAUGUCCUCCAUAUGAGAACAGCAUGUUCUAUCACUAGAUGUAUGUUUUCUUUUUAUUGUUGUGGUGGACUAUAAUCCGCCACUACCGGGUGCGUUUUCACGUUAUGGGUUAACUCCCGCUAACUCCGCCUAUGUGAAUCUAAAGGUAUACCCUGGUAGAAAUAUCGAGUUCAACCCAGAAAGCAGGGUUGUGUUUACUUCGUAUAGCUUACAUUCAGUUGACAGGAAUGGCAGACGAGUCUCUGUUUGACUUUCUCCAUAUGGAGAUCGUGUCACACAUCUACAGGGAGCAGCAACCCAGUAAAGGAGAAAUGGACAACAAGGACAGAGCUGUCUGUGUUUCUGUCCUUGAAAGCAUGGGUUUCAGGGUGGGACAAGGACUCAUUGAAAGGUUGACCAGGGACUCUCCCAGCUUCAAGGAUGAGUUGGAUGUAAUGAAGUUUGUCUGUAAAGACUUCUGGACAAAGGUGUUCAGGAGGCAGGUUGACAACCUCAGAACAAACCAUCAGGGUACCUAUGUCCUGCAGGACAACAAGUUUUCUCUACUGACUCAGCUCUCCAGUGGAAAACAGUACCUGGAUCAGGCUCCUAAGUACCUCGCUUUUUCGUGUGGCGUGGUGAGAGGAGCUCUGUCUAACCUUGGUCUUGACAGCGUGGUGACAGCCGAGGUCUCCGUUAUGCCAUCCUGUAAGUUUCAAGUGGUGAUCCAGAAGUUGUGACCAACCUGAUCCUCUCUGCUACCCUGGAGCUGAUGAACAUGGCCCUGUGGGGCUCCUUUAAUCCUAAAGAGAGGAUGGUAGUUCCAGUCCAACCACAGAGGGAAUCAAACAUCUCCCUGGUUUCCACAACUGGGUCAGACAGGAUUAGCCUGGUUCUGCUGACAACCAGGUACCUGUGACAGGAGGGCUUAGCCCGGGCUAACCCUUUACAUGUCGAACUUUGACACAGAACAAGAUUUGUUUAGUUUCUUUAGCAUUUUCAUGUGUUUAAUCAUCAUGACUUUAUUUCUUAUUUGAUUAAAACAGUGUAUAAUGUUCUCAACUUUAGUUUUCCUGAAACAAGUGGAGCCUGGCACUGGGCCAAACCUUGAAAAGAAGUAUUAACUGUCAGCGAUGUUAAUACAAUAAUGUGAAUGUAUAGUCAAUCACAAGGUAAUUUCAUAUUCUUUGUAUUGUGUUGCAAUGGCAAAUGCCCAAAUUGAGAGGACUGCCUAAGAAAUAAUUGAGAAUGAAAAGUAAUUUAGGAUAAGACAUCGACUGCCAUAACAUCUCUUUUAGCAGCCAUCAAGAUAAUAGCUGGCGAGCCUUUGGAAAUAAUUACACCUGACACAUCAGAUUCAUUGUUCAACACUUGUUUCUCUGCAGACACGGAAUACUUAACCUGUUCCUGGUGCUUUGCUCUGCCUUGUAGCAGAUUGCCUUUAGGAGCUGGGUGUUUCAUGUAUGCCGCUGAUCUUUGGAAUUUUGGUUAAUUAAAAGGCAAAAGUGCAAAUAUAGAAUAAGUCAUUGGUACAGGAAUGUGAGUCUAAUUAUGUUUUAUUAUCGGUGUGAUAACAGUUUCUGAGCACUGCUCUGUUUUUAUGUAGUAAUAUCACUUUUCAGGGUUGACCACUCAAACUGGGUUAAAAGAUCAUUUUUUGUACUAAAGUGUACAUUUUUUGUCUUUUUGAACAGCAUCAAUGUGUACUAUGUGGUAUUGAGAUUUUCCAAGCGUAGAGUAAGCUGCAAAGGUGUUUGGAAGGUGUUAUAUGGUUUUUUGAAAUCAUUUCACAUGGAUCUCUGGGUUACAUUUGUUAAUGCUUUUAAUAAAAGUCUCUUUAAAUAUGAGUCCUAAAAAAAGUUCAAAACUG